Molecule: messenger RNA, 939 nt
Organism: Porites evermanni
Lineage: Eukaryota; Metazoa; Cnidaria; Anthozoa; Scleractinia; Poritidae
Source: the annotation of a GenBank genome assembly
AUGGCUAACAACACAUCAACUCAAUAUCAAAUCUUCUCAUCUUCUUCUUGCUUUCAUCUUCCGGAUCCUUCAUUCCAACAAGUUUCAGAACGAUUUCUCAUGAAUCUUUUGACAGCCAUCAUCAAUAUUAUUUCCUCUCCCUUUGCUGUCGUUUCAAACCUUUUUAUUGCUGUUGCUGUUUUCUAUAAUAACCGACUUCGAACACCGUCAAAUCUUCUGAUAGGUUGCUUGGCGCUCUCAGAUGUCUUGGUUGGCCUUGCAGUUCAACCAGGUUGUAUCACCUACAGACUCAUGGAAAACCAACAUCGAACAGUUCCUUGUUUUGUUCGUAUUGUGUACUGCAAUGCAUUCUAUAUUUGUUGUGGAGUGUCUUUUAUGACCCUCGCGGCUGUUAGCUAUGAGCGGUUUGUGGCGGUCCGACUUCAAGCAACGUACAAUGGUGUGUUCUCUCCAAGACGAGUUAUGAAGUACAUGGCGGCUAUCUGGUUGCUGAAUCUCCUACUAACAAGUUUGCAAUGGGCAGGUAUAAACCAAGUUAUCAGGGGCGUGCAUUUGAUCGUAUGGUUUUUGUGUCUUUUGGUCUCCGGAAUUGCACACUUCAGAAUUCUGAUAGUUUUGAAUCGACAUCGUCGUCAAGUAUCCUCGAAAAAUCAACUAGCCAUUGAGCAGGUCCGCAGACGAAGAGAAGAGAAACUUAGCAGAAGCAUCUCAUUCAUCGUCGGAGUUUACUUUCUCCUUAAUUUGCCUGUUUUAUUUGUAACAGUAUAUCACCAGAUUUUAGAACAGGACAUUAUAACUUAUAACCACUAUAGUUGGUCGGAAACCCUUGCUUUUCUCAACUCUUGUACAAAUCCACUUCUUUGCUUGUGGAAGAACAGACAAAUUCGUCAAGGGGUUAUGUCUCUAAUGGGUACUCGCCGUAUUCUUUCUCGUAAGUAG